This is a messenger RNA of Alosa sapidissima (American shad), 11313 nucleotides long. RefSeq lists its product as uncharacterized. Bases 84 to 11072 code for a protein of 3662 amino acids. The transcript has 85 exons. Gene Ontology annotation, cellular component: cell surface. Gene Ontology annotation, biological process: cell-matrix adhesion. The record is from RefSeq and is a predicted model, not a curated record. Lineage: Eukaryota; Metazoa; Chordata; Actinopteri; Clupeiformes; Clupeidae.
UGUUUUCCAUUGUGACACACAGCAUCUCAGAGCAGGAUCUCCUGGCCUCUGUGAACUCCACUGGGACGCUUUGCAAUUUCAGCAUGGGAGACCUCGCAUGCUCCUCGCUGGAAUCUCUAUCUGCGGACGGCUUGGCCACACUGCUGGAGUGCAAGCUUCCCAACAGCAACAGUUAUCCCAAAGAAACCUGGAAGGCCUUCUUUGUCAAAGUGGCCGGCAUCCUUGAUGAAGCCCUUGUCCAAUAUUCUGGCAAGGUCCAAAACCUCACUCUGUCCGUGCCCACGGUCCUCGAAGUGAUACGAGAAGUCAAACUCAACGACUUAACUGAAGCGCAGUUGAAAGACAAAGCAUUCAUCAGCCAGUGGUUUAACAUCAGACUGGGGCCAUUUUUACCAUCUGUGACCCCAAUGUUCCUGACAUGCCUAACCAACCAGAGUUUCAGUUGUGAGACCUUCCAGGCUGUGGUGGCAGCUCUCAGCAACCGGUCAACAGCCAUGAAUGAGGAGCAAAAGAAAGCCAUCUUCACUAGCUUCCUGUAUCCGUUCCUAUCAAGAGGAGACUCAUCAGAUCCUGGCUGCAUUACUGGCACCGUGGGCAGCAAAGACUGGCUUCAGACUAACUUUGGCCAAUUUUCGGUUUAUGCGCCUCUGGAAGAUCUACAAAAACUCAAUGUCAACUUCUCCAGCUUUGAGUCUCUGGAACUGCUGACACCAUCCCAGGCAGCGCAGCUGACUCUGACGUCCGGAGCACUGAAUGACACCACCAAAAUCACGGCCAUCUUUCAAGUCCUGUUGGUGGGAGAUGCUCUCGAAAAUGUUGACGCGUUUCUGACGACGCUGAGCGCGGCUCCUGAGAUUCCAGAUAUUGCCCCUCCCGUGAGAGACUUUGUCAUGAACAGCACCUUCCAAGUCAUCAGUGUCAAUUUCUUGCACUUUGAUGUAUCAGCCUGGAUCUCCUGGUUCCAAGUGAAACUCAUUCCUAUUCUCCCCAGUUUCACUACAGUGAUGCUCACUCAAACAACUGCACAGGCAAACUGCACCAACUACCAAGUCAUUGUGAGAGGAAUGGGCAUCGUCUUCGAAAAGAUGCCGCUGAGCAGAAGAAAAGGAAUCGCCAACGUCCUCGUCCAACAUCUCAAGCAAUUUUCCGCCACGUUCAGCGAGAUAGCCUGCAGACUUGACAUCCGGAAUGAUGCCCAAUGGCUAGAGGUCAACCUGGGUCCUUUCGCCAAAGAAGUAGACUACUCUGCUUUGAAGGAGCUGAACAUUACAGGACUGGCAACUUUGGAUUUGCUUUCACCAGAGCAGAAAGCUGAGCUGGUUCUGGAUCCCAGCACCGGUGCUCUGGAGAAUGUGACUGUCUUGAAGGAAGUCUUUGUCAGCGUAACAGCAUCUCCAGAAGUUGAGCAACUCGACGACUUCUUCCAGACUUUUGUCAUUUUCACAAUACAGCAAAACAUCACCUACAUUACAAACACUGCUGUGAGAGACACCAUGCUCAACCUGACACUGACAGCCCUGGCUCCCAGAUUCCCCACCUUCCAACCCAGCGACUUCACCUUGUGGUUCCAAGUCAAUCUGGCUGUUCUGCUGGUCAGCAUCCGUCCUGCGAGUCUGAACGUCAUCCCCAUGAACAUCAGCUGCGACUCUCUCAAAGCCAUAAUCGGGGCUUUUGACAAAUCUUUGAAAACGCUCCCACCGGGUGUCUCAGCAGACCUCCAGUCAAGCAGAGACUACCUGGAACAGAGGUUGCCUCCAGGCUGUACACCACCACCACCUCCAGUGGGCGUGUGCGCAGAGACCGUGGUGGAUGAGGAGAGUCUUUGUGCUAACGCCAGCAGCAUCUCAGAGCAGGAUCUCCUGGCCUCUGUGAACUCCACUGGGACGCUUUGCAAUUUCAGCAUGGGAGACCUCGCAUGCUCCUCGCUGGAAUCUCUAUCUGCGGACGGCUUGGCCACACUGCUGGAGUGCAAGCUUCCCAACAGCAACAGUUAUCCCAAAGAAACCUGGAAGGCCUUCUUUGUCAAAGUGGCCGGCAUCCUUGAUGAAGCCCUUGUCCAAUAUUCUGGCAAGGUCCAAAACCUCACUCUGUCCGUGCCCACGGUCCUCGAAGUGAUACGAGAAGUCAAACUCAACGACUUAACUGAAGCGCAGUUGAAAGACAAAGCAUUCAUCAGCCAGUGGUUUAACAUCAGACUGGGGCCAUUUUUACCAUCUGUGACCCCAAUGUUCCUGACAUGCCUAACCAACCAGAGUUUCAGUUGUGAGACCUUCCAGGCUGUGGUGGCAGCUCUCAGCAACCGGUCAACAGCCAUGAAUGAGGAGCAAAAGAAAGCCAUCUUCACUAGCUUCCUGUAUCCGUUCCUAUCAAGAGGAGACUCAUCAGAUCCUGGCUGCAUUACUGGCACCGUGGGCAGCAAAGACUGGCUUCAGACUAACUUUGGCCAAUUUUCGGUUUAUGCGCCUCUGGAAGAUCUACAAAAACUCAAUGUCAACUUCUCCAGCUUUGAGUCUCUGGAACUGCUGACACCAUCCCAGGCAGCGCAGCUGACUCUGACGUCCGGAGCACUGAAUGACACCACCAAAAUCACGGCCAUCUUUCAAGUCCUGUUGGUGGGAGAUGCUCUCGAAAAUGUUGACGCGUUUCUGACGACGCUGAGCGCGGCUCCUGAGAUUCCAGAUAUUGCCCCUCCCGUGAGAGACUUUGUCAUGAACAGCACCUUCCAAGUCAUCAGUGUCAAUUUCUUGCACUUUGAUGUAUCAGCCUGGAUCUCCUGGUUCCAAGUGAAACUCAUUCCUAUUCUCCCCAGUUUCACUACAGUGAUGCUCACUCAAACAACUGCACAGGCAAACUGCACCAACUACCAAGUCAUUGUGAGAGGAAUGGGCAUCGUCUUCGAAAAGAUGCCGCUGAGCAGAAGAAAAGGAAUCGCCAACGUCCUCGUCCAACAUCUCAAGCAAUUUUCCGCCACGUUCAGCGAGAUAGCCUGCAGACUUGACAUCCGGAAUGAUGCCCAAUGGCUAGAGGUCAACCUGGGUCCUUUCGCCAAAGAAGUACACUACUCUGCUUUGAAGGAGCUGAACAUUACAGGACUGGCAACUUUGGAUUUGCUUUCACCAGAGCAGAAAGCUGAGCUGGUUCUGGAUCCCAGCACCGGUGCUCUGGAGAAUGUGACUGUCUUGAAGGAAGUCUUUGUCAGCGUAACAGCAUCUCCAGAAGUUGAGCAACUCGACGACUUCUUCCAGACUUUUGUCAUUUUCACAAUACAGCAAAACAUCACCUACAUUACAAACACUGCUGUGAGAGACACCAUGCUCAACCUGACACUGACAGCCCUGGCUCCCAGAUUCCCCACCUUCCAACCCAGCGACUUCACCUUGUGGUUCCAAGUCAAUCUGGCUGUUCUGCUGGUCAGCAUCCGUCCUGCGAGUCUGAACGUCAUCCCCAUGAACAUCAGCUGCGACUCUCUCAAAGCCAUAAUCGGGGCUUUUGACAAAUCUUUGAAAACGCUCCCACCGGGUGUCUCAGCAGACCUCCAGUCAAGCAGAGACUACCUGGAACAGAGGUUGCCUCCAGGCUGUACACCACCACCACCUCCAGUGGGCGUGUGCGCAGAGACCGUGGUGGAUGAGGAGAGUCUUUGUGCUAACGCCAGCAGCAUCUCAGAGCAGGAUCUCCUGGCCUCUGUGAACUCCACUGGGACGCUUUGCAAUUUCAGCAUGGGAGACCUCGCAUGCUCCUCGCUGGAAUCUCUAUCUGCGGACGGCUUGGCCACACUGCUGGAGUGCAAGCUUCCCAACAGCAACAGUUAUCCCAAAGAAACCUGGAAGGCCUUCUUUGUCAAAGUGGCCGGCAUCCUUGAUGAAGCCCUUGUCCAAUAUUCUGGCAAGGUCCAAAACCUCACUCUGUCCGUGCCCACGGUCCUCGAAGUGAUACGAGAAGUCAAACUCAACGACUUAACUGAAGCGCAGUUGAAAGACAAAGCAUUCAUCAGCCAGUGGUUUAACAUCAGACUGGGGCCAUUUUUACCAUCUGUGACCCCAAUGUUCCUGACAUGCCUAACCAACCAGAGUUUCAGUUGUGAGACCUUCCAGGCUGUGGUGGCAGCUCUCAGCAACCGGUCAACAGCCAUGAAUGAGGAGCAAAAGAAAGCCAUCUUCACUAGCUUCCUGUAUCCGUUCCUAUCAAGAGGAGACUCAUCAGAUCCUGGCUGCAUUACUGGCACCGUGGGCAGCAAAGACUGGCUUCAGACUAACUUUGGCCAAUUUUCGGUUUAUGCGCCUCUGGAAGAUCUACAAAAACUCAAUGUCAACUUCUCCAGCUUUGAGUCUCUGGAACUGCUGACACCAUCCCAGGCAGCGCAGCUGACUCUGACGUCCGGAGCACUGAAUGACACCACCAAAAUCACGGCCAUCUUUCAAGUCCUGUUGGUGGGAGAUGCUCUCGAAAAUGUUGACGCGUUUCUGACGACGCUGAGCGCGGCUCCUGAGAUUCCAGAUAUUGCCCCUCCCGUGAGAGACUUUGUCAUGAACAGCACCUUCCAAGUCAUCAGUGUCAAUUUCUUGCACUUUGAUGUAUCAGCCUGGAUCUCCUGGUUCCAAGUGAAACUCAUUCCUAUUCUCCCCAGUUUCACUACAGUGAUGCUCACUCAAACAACUGCACAGGCAAACUGCACCAACUACCAAGUCAUUGUGAGAGGAAUGGGCAUCGUCUUCGAAAAGAUGCCGCUGAGCAGAAGAAAAGGAAUCGCCAACGUCCUCGUCCAACAUCUCAAGCAAUUUUCCGCCACGUUCAGCGAGAUAGCCUGCAGACUUGACAUCCGGAAUGAUGCCCAAUGGCUAGAGGUCAACCUGGGUCCUUUCGCCAAAGAAGUAGACUACUCUGCUUUGAAGGAGCUGAACAUUACAGGACUGGCAACUUUGGAUUUGCUUUCACCAGAGCAGAAAGCUGAGCUGGUUCUGGAUCCCAGCACCGGUGCUCUGGAGAAUGUGACUGUCUUGAAGGAAGUCUUUGUCAGCGUAACAGCAUCUCCAGAAGUUGAGCAACUCGACGACUUCUUCCAGACUUUUGUCAUUUUCACAAUACAGCAAAACAUCACCUACAUUACAAACACUGCUGUGAGAGACACCAUGCUCAACCUGACACUGACAGCCCUGGCUCCCAGAUUCCCCACCUUCCAACCCAGCGACUUCACCUUGUGGUUCCAAGUCAAUCUGGCUGUUCUGCUGGUCAGCAUCCGUCCUGCGAGUCUGAACGUCAUCCCCAUGAACAUCAGCUGCGACUCUCUCAAAGCCAUAAUCGGGGCUUUUGACAAAUCUUUGAAAACGCUCCCACCGGGUGUCUCAGCAGACCUCCAGUCAAGCAGAGACUACCUGGAACAGAGGUUGCCUCCAGGCUGUACACCACCACCACCUCCAGUGGGCGUGUGCGCAGAGACCGUGGUGGAUGAGGAGAGUCUUUGUGCUAACGCCAGCAGCAUCUCAGAGCAGGAUCUCCUGGCCUCUGUGAACUCCACUGGGACGCUUUGCAAUUUCAGCAUGGGAGACCUCGCAUGCUCCUCGCUGGAAUCUCUAUCUGCGGACGGCUUGGCCACACUGCUGGAGUGCAAGCUUCCCAACAGCAACAGUUAUCCCAAAGAAACCUGGAAGGCCUUCUUUGUCAAAGUGGCCGGCAUCCUUGAUGAAGCCCUUGUCCAAUAUUCUGGCAAGGUCCAAAACCUCACUCUGUCCGUGCCCACGGUCCUCGAAGUGAUACGAGAAGUCAAACUCAACGACUUAACUGAAGCGCAGUUGAAAGACAAAGCAUUCAUCAGCCAGUGGUUUAACAUCAGACUGGGGCCAUUUUUACCAUCUGUGACCCCAAUGUUCCUGACAUGCCUAACCAACCAGAGUUUCAGUUGUGAGACCUUCCAGGCUGUGGUGGCAGCUCUCAGCAACCGGUCAACAGCCAUGAAUGAGGAGCAAAAGAAAGCCAUCUUCACUAGCUUCCUGUAUCCGUUCCUAUCAAGAGGAGACUCAUCAGAUCCUGGCUGCAUUACUGGCACCGUGGGCAGCAAAGACUGGCUUCAGACUAACUUUGGCCAAUUUUCGGUUUAUGCGCCUCUGGAAGAUCUACAAAAACUCAAUGUCAACUUCUCCAGCUUUGAGUCUCUGGAACUGCUGACACCAUCCCAGGCAGCGCAGCUGACUCUGACGUCCGGAGCACUGAAUGACACCACCAAAAUCACGGCCAUCUUUCAAGUCCUGUUGGUGGGAGAUGCUCUCGAAAAUGUUGACGCGUUUCUGACGACGCUGAGCGCGGCUCCUGAGAUUCCAGAUAUUGCCCCUCCCGUGAGAGACUUUGUCAUGAACAGCACCUUCCAAGUCAUCAGUGUCAAUUUCUUGCACUUUGAUGUAUCAGCCUGGAUCUCCUGGUUCCAAGUGAAACUCAUUCCUAUUCUCCCCAGUUUCACUACAGUGAUGCUCACUCAAACAACUGCACAGGCAAACUGCACCAACUACCAAGUCAUUGUGAGAGGAAUGGGCAUCGUCUCCGAAAAGAUGCCGCUGACCAGAAGAAAAGGAAUCGCCAACGUCCUCGUCCAACAUCUCAAGCAAUUUUCCGCCACGUUCAGCGAGAUAGCCUGCAGACUUGACAUCCGGAAUGAUGCCCAAUGGCUAGAGGUCAACCUGGGUCCUUUCGCCAAAGAAGUAGACUACUCUGCUUUGAAGGAGCUGAACAUUACAGGAGCAUCAGUGAUCUCAUCUUUCACCGCAGGGCAGAAAGCAGAGUUCAUACUGGACUCCAGCAAUGGUGCAACCCAGGAUGAAUCUCUCGUUGGGAAUAUUGUUACUAGCCUGCUAGAGUCUAAUGAUGAGAGUCAACUCACAGGUUUUUUCACUUCAGUCAAUAACAUUGCAGUUGAGAAAAACUUGACAACCAUCCCUACAGGUGUGCGGGACAUUGUUUUGAACCUGACCCUGACUGGACUUGCUCCCAAGUUCCACUACUUCAGUCCAGAGAAUUUCGCUCUGUGGUUCCAGAACUAUCUUGUUCUUUUCCUACCCAGCAUCGAUCCUACGGGCCUUGCCGUAAUUCCAACAAACAUCAGCUGUGACUCCUACCGUGAAAUAGUGGAAGGAUUUAACAGUGUUUUUGCUCAGCUGUCAGUUGUACAGUCAGAAAACAUCUUCAGCUUCAACAAACAAUACAUGAUGGGCCAAUCAACAGGUCUGUCCUGUGUCCAGUCUGUUGGCAGUGACAAGGAUUGGAUCCUUAAAAACUUUGGGCAGUUCAGUAUUUUUGCCCCAUAUACAGACUUAUUGUUGCUGAAGAGCGAUUUUAAUGGGGUGGAGGCUAGGGAGGUCCUCACAGAGACCCAGCUGUCUGAGCUGGCUUCCAUCCCAGGCCAGCUGAAGAGCCCGGAAGAUGUGCAAAAGGUCAUGGCAGAAAUCACACCAACCAACUUUGCAGCAUUCUUCAAAGUUGUAUCUCCUGCCAUUGAGAAACUUCAGGACAACUACACUGUGGAGGUGAAAGCUGUGUUUCUUCAGGCAAUCUUUGACCGAGGAAACCUUUCAUCGCCAACGGUCCCAGACUUAGAGAUUGUAAUCUGGGUGAAUGUUCUCCUACGUCCCCUCCUAAACAGUUUGUCCAUAGCCCAAGUUGCUCCAUACUUCAGUAUCAUCAAAGACCGAUCCUGCAACAUCAUUCAAGAGGGUAUUAACGCACUAGAUUCCAGUCAUUCUUCGCUGACAAGUGAGAUUCAGAAGGAGAUCGAACACAACAUCCAGCUACUAUUGAAAGGGCCAACCCCGGUCCGCUGCUAUAGUGGUGGAAGCUUCUACAUCUUCCUGAAAAGUACCUUCCUUAACUUCGGAUUCCCUGAUUUGUCAAACUUCCUCUCUCUGAUACCCUACGACCGCCAACCUGAGAUACUGAACUCCAUCAAGCCAUCUGAACUGAAUGCUUACCUCAGUGAGCCAUCCGUCAUCACCAACUCUUCAGACCUCUGCAUCGUCCUUAGCAACUACAAUAAAACCCUUGAUUACCUGGAACUGGUAACGGAUCCUCAGUUGCAGCAGCAGAUCCUUCCCUGUGUGUGGUCUCUGGCGUUGAGUGCCACAACACCUGAUAAGGCCAAGCGUUGGUUUGAUGUUGCCCUGAAGAACUAUCUGAAGUUCCUCACCAAGGACCUCAUCAGUGUGUCUUUUAUCCAAAAGGCCUCCUGCCUGUCCUACAGAAAACUAGUCUCCAUCAUGGGCAGCAGCUUCAACUACAGCACCGCUAAUUUCACACAGUCUGAUGUUUACGCCUCCAUCAAGGCCUACCUUACCCAGGAUGGCACACCUCGCUGCUACAAUGCCACCGUCUCAGAGCUGAACUCCACAGCCUGGUUUGUGGACUACAUCGGCCCAUUCAUCAGUUACGCCUCAGUCAGUGACCUUCAGUCCUUCUGCUCUUCCAGCCAGCUGGGUAUCUUCCUGGAGAAUCCUGCAAACAUUCAGCUCUUUGGCAACUCUGCCGUCUCCUCCACUGUCACUUCCUACUUCAUAACACAACUCUACACCCUCAAUCCCACUUUCAGCCCAGUCAGUCUCCCAGGUAACUUGCUGUGUCUUGCACCCGUGUCUGCCUACGAGGACUUGGGCAAGAUUGACAGCAUCACCAUGCUGUACCGCCUGAAGCUGAUCUGCAAUGGGACUAAACCUGAGAUUUCUGCCGCCUUGGUGGCCAAUCUGCCCCAGAUCUCUGCCAAUACCAUCCAGUCUCUAGGCAAUGAGAGCACCAGCUUGACAGUGGGCCAGAUCAGCCAGACCUCAUCUAGUGUGCUUGUUUCCUCACUGAGCACGCUCAGUGUGGUCAGUGGUUGGAACCAGGGACAGGUCAACGCCAUCAUCCAGUCCAUCACACAAACCAUGCAGAUUACCACGGCAGCCACCUUAGUCUCUCUGGGAACCCUUAUCCAGGGUGUUCCCACAGCGAUGAUAUCCAGCAUCACCUCUACGCAGCUUCUGACCACAAUCUCUAACACUGUGUUCAUCAACAACAUGCUAACCGCACCCACCAUUGUGCAGCAGACCUACAUCAAGAAGAUAAUCACCAUAGAUCAGAGCAUAACGCAGCUGAUGGUAAAUGUGCCUAAUGCACUGGCUGGCUUCAUUCCCCGAGUUCUGCUGACCUCUUCCAACUCGGCCAUCGCAUCACAGCUCAACCAGAAGACAUGGAAGCCACAACAGGCUGUGAUGUUCUUUGACACGGUCGCAUCUGCUAUAGAUGACACAGAAGAGCUGUCCCAAUCUGUGUUACAAGGGUUUUCCUGUAGCUCAGUGCAGACAAUAUCGAAGGUGAAAGUGCAACGCCUCAUCCGGGCCUGUAGGCCACGUCUUGGUCGCCGUAAGGUGGUACUGGGAGAGUCUCAGCUGACUUGCAUGUACAACUAUGAGAAAAGUGAAGCCUCACAGAACUUCACAGAAUACCCCACAGAUAUGCUGCUGUACUUCAAUUAUGACCAGGUAGACAAGGCCAACUGCAAGUCCUACUUCCAAGCCCUCAGUUCUGCAGACUUUUCUGUCAUUUCCAGUGGUCUAAGCAUUAAAACAACACUGUGGAACAAUGCCAAGAGCUGUUUGGGUAUCACUGGUUUCAGCCUCAGCGCUGAGGACGUGGGUAUCCUGGGCAACAUGGUGUGCACCCUGGAUGGCACCUACAUCCAGAACUCUGACCCGGCCAUUCUGGAGAAACUGAAGAACUGCCCAGACUUCACAGAUGCCCAGGUCUCAGCCAUAGAGACCCUCCUAUUCACAAGAAACACAAUAUAUGGAAACUCAUCCACAUGGAAUCAGCAGACUCUGCAGGAUCUGGGCAUCCUCCCCCUGUACCUCACACAGACCUUCUGGGACAAUUUCAGCACGUCGGAGAAAAGAGCGUUCCUCAGGUCCUUCCUGCCGUCACUGAGGAGCCAGAAGGUCCAGAAGAGGAAACUGCGGAGGCUCUUCAAGCGGUGCAACCGCCAGUUCAGACGUCGGUUCAUACGCAGAGCAGGAUGUGUGCUUGGGAACAUCACUGAGUCGACCGUCAAUGAUCCGUCCUUCCCAUUCGGUUACGAUGCAACGCAGUUCGACCUCUGUCUGGACUUGGACAUCCUCAAGAACAACCUGGCCACAGUAACUAAAAAGGUGGACGAUGAAGACUUCCAGACCAUUAUCCUGGCCAAGUUAAACCAGGCAUACCCAGAGGGCCUAAAGGACUCAGAGCUCCAGCUCCUGGGUUCCACAGCCCGCGUGGCCACCACAGAUGACAUCAGUAAGUGGAAGAUCACCCUAAUCGACACGCUGGCAGCACUAAUGAACACAGACGAUGGAGAGUGGAACACCACAAUGAGUAAAGCAGUCAUUAUGAAGUACCUGAGCACAGCCAAAAACACACUUGGCAGCGACGAGAUCAACACCAUUGGCUCCAAGCUCUGCGGUCUGGACACCAGUGUGCUGAGUAGCAUUACAUCAGCCAGCUUAAAGGACGCAGAGACUAUGGACCUGAGCUCCUGCUCCGGCCAGCAGAAGACUGCCCUCUACACCACUGCCAAGGUCUCCUUCCUCUCAGUUAGACAGCAAAGGAGCACCAGAGCCGCCACCUCGUAUUACCAACUCAUCAGCCCGUACCUGGGCGGUGCUUCCCUGGCUGACAUCCGUAGCCUGGCAGCAGAGAAUGUUAGCAUGGACAUCACCACAUUCCUUACCCUCAAUCGUGAUGUCAUUAAGAAUCUAAGCGUGAGCGAAGUUCUUGGACUCCUCGGCUCAAUCAACAUUAACGACCUGAAGACCUUUGAGAACAACUCCAUUAUCAAGGCAUGGAUCACUGAGCAGCUUCAGUCGGAGCUCGACAAGCUGGGUCUUGGUUUGACAGGAGGGAAAGCCUCUGUUGCCACUGUUACUGCCACACCUUUGGCCAAUGCUACAAACAAUGCCAGUAACACCACCACCACCACCGCCACAACAGUUCGCCCUUCCACUAAUAGAGGAGAUGUGUCUCACCAGAACUCCUUGGCCCUGAGGAUGUGUGUGUUGCUCAUAUCGCUCCUGAUGCUGCAUUGACCAUGAACCUAUAUGGGCAUGUGCGCAGUAGCGUACUUUAAAUUCUAUUGUGUAUUACUUCAUUUGUAUUCAUGCUACUUUUUCUUCUAUUUAUCUUUUAGAUUGCUGAAUUGUGUAUUUUAAUUGAAAAUGCUCACAUAAUUUAUUUAUCCUUUAAGUAAUUGUUAACUUCUCUAAAUUACAUAAUAUAAUGUCAGAUGUGCUCAAUCAUUAUACAUCACUAAUAAAUUAAUCUACUAUA